CAACCGUCAUGAUAUACAUUUCUAGGUUCCACUACGUGAAGUGACAACAAUACUAACCUUGUAAAGAUCUGUAAAAACAUAUCAAGCGUCGGGUCACCCUGACCCCAUCAGUGCCUUAUUUUCAGCCGAUGGAACUUGACAAGGUCGACCCACAAAGGGCAAAGGCUGAUGUGAUGUGUGCGUUUGGAAAUCAAAACCCACAUCCACCUUCCCUUGAGGUUUGAGGUGAUCUUUGACCCAGCUAAGGAUGGAUUUUGUGAGCACACUACUCGCUAAACUGGAUUCGCCUAAGCAUUCAUCGUCUUUAAAUCUCCUCCAUUUGGUGGUCCAAAAUUGGAUCAUCUUUCAGCGGAACACUUUCGACUACACGGAUGAGAACGGGAAUCCAUUCAUCAGUCAGGUGUUCUUGAUCGAGAUCUCAACGGGCAGAUACAUUCAUCGUUCACAGGGACAGCAAGUCGAUCAGGGCACAUCUUUAGACAUUGAUCAGUUAGAAUGUAAACUUACCGAAGUAUUUUGCGCCACCAAAGCGUGUCAGGGGUUUCCAAUUCACGAUCUUGCGAUCGUGAGUCGUGCCUCGAAAAUCGUCGAGUAUCCUUAUAGGCGAAGAGUGUCCAAAUCUUGUCAGUUUUAUUUGAAAAGCCCGCAUCUGAAAUUGGAACAAGGAGAAGGGAGAGAUGAAGAGCAAUUAUUGGCGUGUCCUUCCUGUUUGGAGGCAUGGCAAGAAAAUGUGGCCAAGAGGGCCAAGUUUGACCAGGGAACGGAUAUGGACUAUGAGCCUGUUCCCAAACAUGAUGUCAAAUUGGACGAUAAUGAGUAUGACGAUCAAGAGGCUAGUGAGGACUUGAUGGAUUACGAUCCUGACACCUUGGACAAGUUUGCCGAGGAGGAAGACGAAGAUGAGGAAGACGAUUGGCCGCUAAAACCCGAGCCUAGGAGGAAGAAGAAGAAGAAGAGUGUGACUGAGAGUCCCAAUCGAAAAGCAAGUGCGGCUAAAAUGAGAGCCGUAGAGGGUGGUGGCAAGAUCUAUAAUUGCAGCCACUGCUCUCAGACAUUUUCUUCGCGUGCCUUAAUCAUGAGACAUCAAAGAGAACUCAAGUGGAAAAGACGCAAUCAACGCAAAGUGGGGUGUUUAGAAUGUCAAGACCCCGAGAUCGUGACCUUCAAAAGGCUCGGGGAGCACAUGGCCAAGAUGCAUCCGGACAAGUUGAAAGUGUAUCAGAAGUAUAUCCCUACCGAGAAAGACAAUGCUGUGAUGAAGCAACCCCGGAAGUGCUCCAAAUGCGACUUGAUCAGCAACGGAAGCGUCAUGUACUUUCGCCACCGAGAGAUCUACCACGAUCUAGGGGAUUAUCGGUGCCAAGAUUGUCAAGAGCCCUGCAUGACUUACUACGAUCUCAUGAUCCAUAACUAUCAGAAGCACACCAAGGCCACGGAAUACAUCGAACCGAGUUCGUUUGGCUUGGAGACCAUCGUGCAUGACGAUGGGAAGAUCGGUUACAAGAAGACCCAACUCAUGUGCCAAAUCUGCUUAAAGUUAUACAAGAAAGAGUGCGGCCUUCUGGUGCAUAUGCGAACUAAACACGCUUGGGGCAUGUUUGAUUGCAAGUCGUGCGAAGAAUCUUGUCAUUACUCGAAAGACAUCUCGGCUCAUAUGGUGCAGUUCCAUCCGGACAAUCCCGAGAUCAAGUGUCCCAACUGUCUCGAGGUGUUCCAAUUGAAAGAGAACCCCGACAAUUUCAAUGCUCAUUAUCAGACCUGUUUUCCCAGUACCAAUCAGAAGGGCGCUUACCAAUGUCAGUAUUGCGGGAAAGAGUACACGGUCAAGCAUACCUUGGAUGCUCACAUCAAGAUGCACCAAGGUAUCAUCUUGUACAAAUGCAGUUACUGUGAUUACGGGUCUAAUCACAAGGCCGUCCUGUUGGAUCAUGAGAAGAUGCAUCUCUGGAGACAAGGUCUGACCAAUUCGAGUAGUGACCUCAUCCUCACCCAUCAAUGUGAUCAGUGCGGCAAACAGUUCGGAAGUAGGAGCCUCAUUAACAGACAUGUACGGGUGGUUCAUGAUGGGAUUAAGCCCACUUUUGCUUGUAAAGAAUGCGGCCAGUUCCUCAAAAAUUCGGCCGCACUGUAUAAGCAUCGACGCGAGAAGCACGGCUUUGUUCCCAAAUCCAAAGUUGUGGAGAGGAUUUGAGCUUUGCUUUUCUUGGUCGCUUGUUCCAUUCCAUUUUAGGAAUGCUCCAAUUUUGAAGACGACCGAUUUGUUUUGGACGAAGGUUCAAGAAAUAAUCAUUAUUCACUUUCUGUGCAGAAAAGCAUUGAAAUGACAAAUCAUUGAUUUCAAUCAUCUGCUAAGAGAGUUGCCAACAUGCAUUUUACGUUAGUUUAUAUUCAAGCAAAAUACGUUCAUUAUCGAUCACGUAUAUGUAAAUAAAUAUCCGAUGUUGCCCAUCGCUAAAAAUGA
Tigriopus californicus is the source of this 2461-nucleotide messenger RNA. Its product is annotated as zinc finger protein 723-like. The coding region runs from base 248 to 2191 and encodes 647 amino acids. NCBI's taxonomy places the organism in Eukaryota, Metazoa, Arthropoda, Copepoda, Harpacticoida, Harpacticidae. The record is from RefSeq and is a predicted model, not a curated record. The transcript has a single exon.